Galendromus occidentalis (western predatory mite) is the source of this 1697-nucleotide messenger RNA. Its product is annotated as SPARC-related modular calcium-binding protein 1. The record is from RefSeq and is a predicted model, not a curated record. Gene Ontology annotation, biological process: extracellular matrix organization. Gene Ontology annotation, molecular function: extracellular matrix binding; heparin binding; calcium ion binding. Lineage: Eukaryota; Metazoa; Arthropoda; Arachnida; Mesostigmata; Phytoseiidae. Gene Ontology annotation, cellular component: basement membrane.
AUGACCAAUAUUCUGCCCCAGAUUCCGUUGCUGAACCCCGACGGUGGACAACACAAUUGUGGACAGUGCACAGAGCCGUCAGAGAGCCAAAGCACCAUUUGCGCCACCGAUGGACGAUCGUACACUCAGUGCGAGCUCACCCAAGCGCAGUGUCUAGGCUACCGAGUCCGAGAGGCUCACGCGGGGAAAUGUUCCGGUAAACGUUGUCUGGCGCAGCAGGCCCAAGCGAGGACCCAAAACGAUCUUUUCAUUCCCGACUGCAACCCAGACGGUAGCUUCAAGCCCAUACAAUGCCACAAUGAGACCAAUCACUGUUGGUGUGUCGACACAGAGGGAAAGAUUUUGGCGGGAUCUACGGUGUACAACCGGCAGCCAAAUUGCAAAAGAUUCGCCUGCACCCCAGGUGAGCGGGCAACGUUCACCACGAAUCUCGCCAACGCUAUCCUGAAAGAACUGACCUUUUCUAGCUCGGUAGCGGAAGCCACGCUGUCCAAAGCGGCAGAGCGAAAAUUCAGGCAGCUGGACCGGAACCAAGAUCUAUACUUGGAUCCCAUGGAGUACCGAGAUUUCAAACGAUUGCUGAAACGAAUUAUCACGCCGAAAUCGUGCGCUAGGAUUUUUCUCAGACUGACCGACUCAGACGGCGAUGAACACAUCUCAUUCAAAGAGUGGAAUUACUCUCUAGGAGUCGACGAAGCGUCUGAAAAGGAGCAUGCGUCCAACACGGACGAGGUCGCGACUAUUCCGAGUUUCACCGACGAAAGCGAAGAACUCCUAGAGUCUGAAACUACGGAGGAAACCACCCGUGAAACGGAAGAUUGCAACACCGCUCGUCAGAUUGCAACGGAGAGGCUCAAAUCGGGGAACACCUACGUUCCAGCGUGCACAGCUGAAAAUACCUAUAAAGAGCAGCAGUGCCAUCUAGAAGUUUGUUGGUGUGUCGCCCCGAAAACGGGGAAACCAAUCCAAGGUACAACCCACAACAAAACCAUGGUGUCGGAUUGCAGCAGCGCGAAACUCAAGGCCAAAACCUCGAGAGGAUGUCCCGAAAAAAAGAAGCAAUUCUCCCAGAACUUGAUCUCCCUCUUUUACGCCCAGAAAUAUCCCGGAAUAGCUUUCGAACAGGCCAGGCAACGCACGAACAUCUCCUCGGUCCGUAAUGAGACAUUAUUGUGGAAAUUCACAUCGUUGGACUUGAAUAAGAACGGGCGUCUCGAACGCGACGAGUGGAAGAUCUUCAGGCGGGAGUGGAAAAACGCCGCUGCGCUCAACUCGAACAUCAAACGUCAACAACGGAAGUGCUGGCGGAACAUGAUCAAGUUCUGCGAUGAAAAUGAGGACAAAGUCGUGCUGAGGGACGAGUGGCUGCAGUGUUCGGGUCAGACCACUCUUCAAGUUACAGAUAAGAAUUCAACGGACCGUAAGGGCAAGAAUCCGUUCGUGGACAUUCUGAAGAGCUAGUUAGUCGAUUUGUAGGGCUCGCGCCGAAUGUAAUCCUUGUCAAAUCAUCAUGCUUUGUAUGUACACUGAGUAUUCCCUGUAUGUAUUACCGAGGGGGAAGAGCACUUCGACCGACUGCUAGAGAUUAGGUGAUUCCUCCCUGUUCCCAGAAUUUGGAUUUCGUGAGCUCGACUCAAUUUCCCCCAGCUGAGACCUUUUUCGAGAUCUGCCUCGAAUUUCUCGCGGGUCGUCGCGUG